GGACCUUUAUUUUGAUAUGAUGACGUGACGUCAUAAGUCUGCGCCGCGCUCCUGCGUUUGUUGUGAUUCUGCUGAAGAAAGGUGCAGGAGGAGAGGUCGGUUCGGUCUUGCUGUCUGUGAGACGUGGCUCUCUGUGUGCGCACCGAACACGGCAUGCAAGUACUCAAACAAUGUGUUCAGUCACACAGAAAAACUCCUGCUGAUGCAACUGAGAUCCACGUGACACACGAUUAUAAAGAUGGCGUUUAUUAAAGUGGAGAGUGAAGACAUGAAGAUUGAAGAAUCAUUCAGAGUUAAACAUGAAGAUACUGAGGAACAAACAAAGAUGGUGUUUAUUAAAGAUGAGAGUGAAGACAUGAAGAUUGAAGAAUCAUUCAGAGUCAAACAUGAAGAUACUGAGGAACAAAUAAAGAUGGUGUUUAUUAAAGAGGAGAGUGAAGACAUGAAGAUUGAAGAAUCAUUCAGAGUCGAACAUGAAGAUACUGAGACACAAACAGACCUGAUUCUGCUGAAAGAGGAGAGUCAAGAACUGCAUGAUGUAAAGGAAGACAAACAUCUGUAUGAGAAACAUCAUGAUUUCAAAACUGCGAACAAUAUUUUAGUUGCUCGGACUAAAAACGCUUCCUUGCAAAAAAGAGAGCAAACGACUAGAUCUAGAAGUUAUUUCACCUGCCAACAGUGUGGAAAGAGUUUCGCCAGAAAAGGAGGACUUAAAGUCCACAUGAGAAUUCACACUGGAGAGAAACCUUUCACCUGCCAACACUGUGGAAAAAGUUUUAUUGAAAAUGGAAACCUUACAAAACAUAUGAGCGUUCACACUGGAGAGAAGCCUUACACAUGCCUCGAGUGUGGAAAGUGUUUUAAACAUCAAGCAACCCUUAAUGCCCACAUGAGACUUCAUACUGGAGAGAAGCCUUACACGUGCCCUCAGUGUGGAAAGUGUUUUAAACAUCAAGGAACCCUUAAUGGCCACAUGAGAACUCACACUGGAGAGAAGCCAUUCACAUGUGAUCAGUGUGGAAAAAGGUUCAGAAGUAAAGUAAACCUUGAUUGCCACAUGAGGAUUCACUCAAGAGAAAACUGUUUUAAAUGUCGUCAGUGCAAAAGGAGUUUCACAGACAAGAAACACCUUAAGAAUCACGUAAUAACUCACAUCGGAGAAAAGCCUUUAAUCUGCCAUCACUGUGGAAAGAGCUGCACAAACAAAGGAAACCUUAAGGUUCACUUGAGAACUCACACUGGAGAGAAACCUUUCUCCUGCCAACAGUGUGGAAAGAGUUUCACAGCUAGAGGAAGCCUAAAGACUCACAUGAGGAUUCACACUGGAGAGAAACCAUUCACAUGUGAUCAGUGUGAAAUUAGUUUCACAUAUAUCACAGAGCUGAAGCGUCAUAUGCAAUCUCAUUCUGGGAAGAAAUUGCAGUGUUCCUCAGUGUGACGAGGUUUACAAAACUGAGCAAUUUCAAAUAUCACCUGUGCAUUAACUCUGGGUGGAGAAAAUCUUUUGUCAUCAUUUAAAAAAAAAAAACACCUGACAAGUCAUGCAGAUGCGAGACCCUAUUUUUGUUCUUUGAAAAGAGUUUUACAGUUUAGCUGGCUCAGCAAUUUAUAAUGGCACCAGAAAAUAUGUAGCUGUGUGAAAUUAAUUUUGAUUGAAUAGAGGCAUCACUCAUAUUUGGUUCAGAUUAAUACUCAUUAUAUUACACAAAGUUCCAUCUUGCUGUGAAUGGCACAAUGUAAAUAAAAAUUACAAAUUAAAAGACAAACUGAAUAAAACAGAACAUUGCACUGCAUUAUUUGAUUCAUCUUUAGUGAGAGAAUGCACAGGUAAACAUGUUUUCAAUCUGGAUAUGAUCAGGGCUACUGUUGAGACAUCUGGAAUCUGGUUCAAGCUGUAGCUAAGCACCGUCUAUCACUGACUAAA
Messenger RNA from Onychostoma macrolepis, 1924 nucleotides. RefSeq names its product gastrula zinc finger protein XlCGF57.1-like. The record is from RefSeq and is a predicted model, not a curated record. NCBI's taxonomy places the organism in Eukaryota, Metazoa, Chordata, Actinopteri, Cypriniformes, Cyprinidae. The coding region runs from base 239 to 1438 and encodes 399 amino acids. The transcript is spliced from 4 exons. Gene Ontology annotation, biological process: regulation of transcription by RNA polymerase II. Gene Ontology annotation, molecular function: RNA polymerase II cis-regulatory region sequence-specific DNA binding; DNA-binding transcription factor activity, RNA polymerase II-specific.